ACCUGACGUCAGGCCGCAGUCCGAAGCAGGUGAAUUCAAUACGGAAGUGAGAUGCUACUCCUUCGAAAAAUGCUCUCGUUAAAGCUCGAAAUUGGACAAAAAUGAGCGAUAGAUACUUAAAAUCCGACAGGAAGCAAUGCGAUAAGUUAACGUAUUUGAUAUCUGGCUGCCUGGUUUCGUUUUAGAAUAAAUAAUCUGGCUUUAAAGGGAACAGUAUGGACUACGAUGGAGGAUCCUACACGGACAACCUUAUUGGAACUCUGCUUGCGAUUUUUGGGAAUCUAAUUGUCAGCAUCUCCUUAAGCAUCCAGAAGUACAGCCACGUGACGUUGGCUGUGACGAAGGAGCAGCGCACCUUCUACCAGACUAAAACCUGGUGGUUUGGUUUUGUGUUCAUCUGCGUCGGGGAGGGAGCCAACUUUGUCUCCUACGCCUUUGCUCCUCUGGCCGUCAUCGCUCCUCUCAAUGCUGUGUCUGUCCUAACAAGCUCAAUCCUGGGCUUCCUAUUUCUGCGUGAUAAACAUAAACCAAAGCAGUUCGUAAAGAACUAUGGUCUUUCCUUCCUGGGUUACAUCUUCACCAUCGGAGGAACAUACCUCCUUGUUUCGUUUGGACCAAACUCUCAUGAAAAACUCCAAGCGGAGAACAUAGUGACGCACAUCGUAGGAUGGCCUGUUCUCUUGUAUUUGCUCCUGGAGAUCAUCGCCUUCUGCCUGCUCUUGUAUUUCUACAAACAACACAACACAAACUACCUCGUUGUUAUCCUGAUGCUGGUGGCGUUGCUGGGUUCGGUGACGGUCAUUACGGCGAAGGCCGUCGCAGGUAUGCUCGUUCUCACCCUGGAAGGCUCCAUGCAGCUCAGCAACCCCAUCUUCAGCAUAAUGUUUGUGUGCAUGGUGGCAUCGGUGGUUUUCCAGGCCAGAUUUCUCUCCCAAGCUUCCAGACUGCACGACUCCUCUCUGGUUGCGUGUGUCAACUACAUCCUCUCGACCCUCUUUGCAGUGGUAGCUGGAGCUGUGUUUUAUUUAGAGUUUAACAAUGAAGACGUCCUUCACGUCAGCAUGUUUGUCCUGGGGUCUGCGUUGUGCUUCCUUGGAGUGUUUCUCAUGACCAAAAGCAGGAAAAAGAACAAGAUCUUUGAGCCGUAUGUCACUAUGGAUAUGGCCAAUGGCGUUCCGACCAUUCAUGACAAAGGUCUGGUCGUGCAGCCGGACUACAACGGCUCUUUCUCCUACGGAACUCUUGUCAACAACGAUGGCGUGGCCGCGGCGACUCUACCGGCCAACCUGGAGUACGCAUCCGUCAGCGUGAUGACCUCAGACCCAGACCGGCCCGGCCUGAAGGAGGAUUAGAACUCAGCACUGCUCACUUCCACCGCACCAACACCCGCACCCCUUAAAGCUGCCAUCUUUGUUUCACCAGCCUCCAACCUCGCCUUAAUAUGCAAACUUCUCUUCCAAACCACCUGACUUGGGAAAGUUCAGAGGAGAUGAACUUGCUUCAGGAAUGCCACCAACUUUGGGAAGUUUUUCUGCAGAACGAUUCUGACUCUCUUCUUCUAUCAGGAAGCAAAAACGGCUAACAGGUGGAAUCGGAGUGAAGAAACCACCUGAUUCUGAUUUAAGAGGAAGUGAGGUUAGAAUAAAACACCCAACAGUGUUCCUUGUUGACUUUUUUUUAUAAAAGUUAGCAGUGUAAAAGAUUUAACUAUUCAGGUGUUACUGGGAAUGAACUGUAGGCAGAUCUGGUCUUCCAUUUAACGUUUAGACUUUUAAAAGUCAGCAUUGAUUCCAGCUGCAGAGCUUCCUCUAUGAUCCAGAAGCUGUUUUAACUGACCUCUGCUCUUUAUUCUGGGGAUUUUACUGUAUUACCAAAAACUUGUUUUAAGUUAUUGACAUAUUUAUGAGUUUUGACUUUGUUUCCUUUAAUGUACCUCAAGACAGAGCUUUAGAUUACUGUUGGAGUCAGAAAGGAGUGAAAACGGAGUUAGUUUAGCAUUAAAAGACCCAUCUGUGUGUAAUAAUAAAUAAAUCUGAAACCA
Messenger RNA from Nothobranchius furzeri (turquoise killifish), 2041 nucleotides. RefSeq names its product NIPA like domain containing 3 (gene nipal3). Lineage: Eukaryota; Metazoa; Chordata; Actinopteri; Cyprinodontiformes; Nothobranchiidae. Gene Ontology annotation, cellular component: membrane. Gene Ontology annotation, molecular function: magnesium ion transmembrane transporter activity. The record is from RefSeq and is a predicted model, not a curated record. Gene Ontology annotation, biological process: magnesium ion transport.